UCAGUAAUAUUUAUAAAAAAUGUUUGUGGACAUGAUGUAAUUGUUUAAUCUGUGAUAUUAUGAGUUCACUUACAUAUGUUGAUGUUGUCACUUUCGUACCGGUUCGACAUUUCAAAUUAUAAUGAACGUAUUAUACUUGCUGUGUGGGAUAUUAUUGAUAAUAUUAAUAAUACGUAGAUUAUGGAUUAACUAUCGCAAAAAAAGUAAGAAUGUAUGCAUUGUUGUUCUUGGAGAUUUGGGCAGAAGUCCACGAAUGCAGUAUCACGCAUUAUCCUUUGCAAAGGAAGGUUUCAACGUCGAUUUUAUAGGUUAUCCGGGUUCAUCUCCGUUAAACGAAAUCAAAGAUAAUCCACGUAUAAAUAUAUAUUAUCUUCCACAACCUCCAUCAUUGGAAAAUAUUUUACCUACAGUUUUGCAUUAUAUCGUAAAAGUACUGUGGCAAAGUGUUACAUUAUCGUUUAUAUUAUUUUCUAAACAUAUAUCGAGUUAUAUUUUGAUACAAAAUCCACCAGCUAUACCUACGAUUCCAAUAUGUUGGUUUUUUAGUAUAUUGAGCGAAGCCAAGUUUAUCAUCGACUGGCAUAACUUCGCACAUUCCUUAAUGGCAUUAAGCUUAAGAAAGGAUCAUGUUAUUGUGAAAAUAGCAAAGUUCGUUGAGAUAUAUUUUGGAAGCAAAUCGCAUUAUAAUUUUUGUGUCACUAAAGCUAUGAAAGAGUAUUUACAAAAGCAAUGGGAAAUCGAAGCACACGUUUUGUAUGAUCGUCCAGCAAGCUAUUUUAAACCAAUUUCAUUAACGGAUAAACAUGAGUUUUUGUUAGAAUUAAGUAAAAAGUAUGACAUCUUUCGUGGAAAGGAAACAAAUUCUACGCUUUUUACCGAGAGUACAGCAGAAAAUGUAAAUUUAUUAUCUGUAAGACCAGGCAUUAUUAUAUCCAGCUCAAGUUGGACAGAAGAUGAGGAUUUUUCAAUUCUUAUAAAUGCUUUACAAGAAUACGAAAGUGCUUGUGAUGAGAAGGAUGCACAUCUAUCAGAUUUGUUAUGUGUAAUAACGGGUAAAGGACCCUUCAAAGAAUUUUAUACUUCCAUUAUAAAUUUAAAGAAAUGGAAACAUGUUACGAUUAUCAUGCCGUGGCUUGAGAAUGAGGAAUAUCCCAAAAUGUUGGCUAGUGCAGAUUUAGGUAUAUGUCUUCAUACAUCUUCCAGUGGAUUAGAUUUACCAAUGAAAGUGGUUGAUAUGUUUGGAUGUGGCCUUCCCGUUUGCGCAUAUAAUUUUGCAUGUUUAUCAGAACUGGUGAAAGACAAUGAAAAUGGUUAUGUUUUCUCAAAUGAAAAAGAAUUGGCUGCACAGUUGAAAUCAUGGUUUCUACAAUUUCCCUUUAAUGAAUCACAAAAAAAGAUUCAUAAAAAAUUUCAAAAUGAAUUGCUUAAAUUUCAGGAUAUUCGUUGGCACGAUAAUUGGACUUUAAAUGAAAUUGUUCUUAAUAAUCGACCAAUCAUCGGUAUUUUGUCGCAAGAAAUUAGUUAUCGUUUAAAUCGUACUACCGAGGGACGAUACAAAAGUUAUAUCGCUGCGUCUUACGUUAAAUUUAUUGAAAGUGCCGGUGCGAGAGUAGUCCCAAUUUGGAUCGGAAAAAAUGAAACAUAUUACAGAAAUAUACUUGAAAAAUUAAAUGGAGUUCUAUGGCCAGGUGGAGCUACAUAUUUUAAUAAUAGUAAAGGAUAUGCUGACGCGGGCAAAAAGAUUUAUCGAAUCGCCGAGGAAAUGAACAAGGAAGGAGACUAUUUUCCAAUUUUAGGAAUAUGUUUAGGAUUCGAAUUAUUAACAUACGUAGCAGCUAACAAUGUAGAACAUAGAAUCACGUGUUCUAGCCAAUCACAAGCUUUACCUUUAAACUUCAGUACAGGUUUUAAAGAAUCAAGAUUGUUCAAAAACGCACCAUCGGACAUCAUAGAUAUUUUGGAAAAACAGAACGUUACUAUUAAUUUUCACAGCUAUUGCGUAACCAAAAAGGCUUUGGUAAGAGUCAAGUUGAACGAUAUUUUCCGGAUAAUUUCUCGAAACGUAGACAGAAAUGGCGUACGAUUUAUAUCUAGCUUGGAACAUGUUAAUUUUCCUUUUUAUGGAUUACAAUUUCAUCCGGAAAAAAAUAUUUUUGAGUGGAUAAAAGACAAAAAUAUACCUCAUUCUUUCGACGCCAUUAAAGUCAGUCAAUAUUUUGCUAAUUUCUUCGUACAUGAAGCUAGGAAAAAUAAACACCGAUUUCAAAAUUUUACCGAAGAAGCCAAGAGUUUAAUUUAUAAUUAUCUACCAUCUUAUAGCGGAAUAAAUGGAUCGGCAUACGAACAAGUUUAUUUGUUUCCAUCUAUGUUCUAUAACAGUAUAUGAUAAUCAUUGGAAAUGAUAAGACCAAUGGAUAUAUUGUGUAAUAUAUUUUAUAACGAUAACACAAACUAUGAUAAAAUUAAUAUAAUAAAAUUCUAUGAGCAAUA
Vespula pensylvanica (western yellowjacket) is the source of this 2490-nucleotide messenger RNA. RefSeq names its product chitobiosyldiphosphodolichol beta-mannosyltransferase-like. Gene Ontology annotation, cellular component: endoplasmic reticulum. Gene Ontology annotation, molecular function: omega peptidase activity; mannosyltransferase activity. The record is from RefSeq and is a predicted model, not a curated record. The transcript is spliced from 14 exons. Lineage: Eukaryota; Metazoa; Arthropoda; Insecta; Hymenoptera; Vespidae. Bases 122 to 2386 code for a protein of 754 amino acids.